AUGGAUAUUGAGGUGAUUCGCAACAAGAAAGGUCUUAGUUUGUCUCAAAGGAAGUAUGUUCUUAAUCUUUUGACUGAGACUGGGAUGCUAGGUUGUAAACCUGUGGAUACUCUCAUGGAUCCUCAUGUAAAACUUGGAGCUUCUAAUGACAGGGAGUUUGCAGACAAACACCGAUACAAGAUAAAAAGACUUAUUUAUCGACGCCAUGGUCACACUGAUAUCAUUGGUUAUUCUGAUGGGGACUGGGUUGGUGCCGAUGGUGAUCGGAGAUCUACUACUGGCUAUUGUACAUUUGUUGAGGGAAAUCUUGUUACACGGAAGAAUAAGAAACAGACUAUAAUAGCUGGAUCUAAUGCUGAGGCUGAGUAUAAGGCCACAGGCUGA
Molecule: messenger RNA, 384 nt
Organism: Telopea speciosissima
Lineage: Eukaryota; Viridiplantae; Streptophyta; Magnoliopsida; Proteales; Proteaceae
Exons: 2
Coding region: 1-384 (127 amino acids)
Source: RefSeq, a predicted model, not a curated record